Paecilomyces variotii is the source of this 1523-nucleotide messenger RNA. RefSeq names its product salicylate hydroxylase. The record is from RefSeq and is a predicted model, not a curated record. The transcript has 4 exons. Gene Ontology annotation, biological process: secondary metabolite biosynthetic process. Bases 1 to 1422 code for a protein of 473 amino acids. Gene Ontology annotation, molecular function: monooxygenase activity; FAD binding. Lineage: Eukaryota; Fungi; Ascomycota; Eurotiomycetes; Eurotiales; Thermoascaceae.
AUGGUGAGUUAUCCCAGCAGUUUCCAACGUGCACCCCGCGAAGUUCAUGUUGGCCUGAUAGGCGCAGGAAUUGGUGGUCUCGCCGCAGCCAUUUCCCUUCGACGUGCUGGUGCACGAGUAACGGUCCUGGAGGCCGCAGAGCAACUCGGUGAAAUCGGUGCCGGUAUCCAAAUGACACCCAAUGUCUCUGUCCUCCUUCAACGAUGGAACGUCGCCGAGGUCAUCGGAGACAACCUUGUACAAUUCGAAGAGCUGAACAUGCGCCGCAAAGACGGUACCCUCGUCGGCCACACCAAGAUCGCAACCCUGGAACAGACUCUCUCCCGGCCAUGGUGGGUUGUUCACCGCGCUCACCUCCACGACGGUCUGGCUGCCGUUGCAAGGAAGCUCGGUGCGGAGAUCUAUAUCGACUCCCGAGUCAGCCGCGUGGAGUACCAGACCGCAAAUGGUGCCGUGAACGUGGAAACCGAGAAGGGCGCCAAAUACACAUUCGACCUGGCUAUCGGCGCAGAUGGAAUCAACAGUGUCGUGCGCAGGACGCUCUUCCCUGAUGUCCGUCCGGAGCCCCCGACGACUAACUGCGCGUACCGUGCCAUUGUGCCGUAUGAGCAGAUCCGAAAGGACCCCGUGGCCAAGGAGCUCAUCGAAAAGUUGACUAUGGAAGUCUGGAUGGCUCACAAUGCAUACAUUAUCACUUAUCCUAUCUCCGCGGGCAAGGACUUCAACCUGGUCUUGUCUCAUCACCGUCCUGAGAAGCUGCGUGCUACGCAGUUGGAUGUUCCUAUUGAAGAGAUGCGCAAUGAGUACAAGGACUUUGAUCCUCGUAUCAAGCGCAUCGUGGAUAUGAUUCCUAACACUUCCCGAUGGCCAUUGAUGGUAACUGGCCCUCUCGAGUCCUGGUCAUCUCCCCAGAAGAACGUCGUCCUGAUGGGCGACGCCGCUCACUCCAUGGUGAACCACAUGGCCCAGGGAGCCGCCACUUCGAUGGAAGACGGCGCGUUCCUGGGUAAGUGCAUUGGCGCCGUGGUCGACGGCAAGCUCAGUCUCCGCGAGGCAGUCAACCUGUACGAAAAGGAGCGCAUGCCCAAGGCCUUUGAGAAGCAGCAGGUCUCUUUCCUCAACGGCGCCAUCUGGCAUCUGCCCGACGGCCCUCAGCAGCAGGCCCGUGAUGCCGUCAUGGCUCCUGAACUCGAAGGCAAAUACUACGUCCGCAGCAGCAACCUCUACGGUGAUCCCCAGACGGUGCUGGAGGUUUACGGCUAUGAUGCUGAGGCUCACGCCGACACUGCCAUCGCGACUUAUCUCAAUGGUGGAAAGCCGCCUACUUACGCUGACACGGGCAUGGCGCCCGCUCUGCAGGAGAAGUAUCUGGAUUGGUUCUUGAAGCUCAAUAACCGCACUGAGAGAGUUCAGAAGCUAUGAGCUACUAUUCACAUGUACCUAGUAGUAGCCGUUUGUUGGGCAUCGCGUUAGGAUAGAUUUUUAUGAGAUUUAUAUACCAAUUUACCAAUUAAGGAUGUGUU